Wasmannia auropunctata (little fire ant) is the source of this 1334-nucleotide messenger RNA. RefSeq names its product glucose-induced degradation protein 4 homolog. Lineage: Eukaryota; Metazoa; Arthropoda; Insecta; Hymenoptera; Formicidae. The record is from RefSeq and is a predicted model, not a curated record. Gene Ontology annotation, biological process: protein targeting to vacuole; protein catabolic process in the vacuole; negative regulation of gluconeogenesis. Bases 66 to 677 code for a protein of 203 amino acids. Gene Ontology annotation, cellular component: GID complex; extrinsic component of membrane. The transcript has 4 exons.
CUCGUCGUUGUGGACAACGAUUGAACGUCGCGCUGCACGCAAGCUCGGAGCAACGCCGCGCGAGAAUGCCGGUGAAGGUCGACGUGGUGCCGCCGCCGCCUGCGAACUCGAAGCAGCCGGGUGUCACCAAGUCCCUGCUGUACAACGGCUCGCGCUUCCAGGGCUCGCAGAAGUCCAAGGGCAACAGCUACGACGUGGAGGUGGUUUUGCAGCAUGUGGACGAGGAAAACAGUUAUCUGUGUGGAUACUUGAAGAUCAAAGGUCUCACGGAGGAGUUCCCGACACUGACGACAUUCUUCGACGGUGAAAUCAUUUCCAAAAAAUAUCCCUUUUUGACUCGCAAGUGGGACGCCGACGAGGAUGUUGACAAGAAACACUGGAGUAAAUUCGAGUCGUUCUGCCAAUACGCCAAAACGUUCAAUUCUGACACGUUCGAUUACGAGGCGCUGAAGGGGACAGACUUUGUGUUUAUGAGGUGGAAGGAGCACUUCCUGGUACCUGAUCACACGAUCAAAGAUAUCAAUGGUGCCUCUUUCGCAGGAUUUUACUACAUUUGCUUCCAGAAAUCCGCCGCCACGAUAGAAGGCUUUUAUUAUCAUCGUAGUUCCGAAUGGUAUCAAUCCUUGAAUCUAAGACAUGUUCCAGAGCACAGUAUACAGAUUUACGAGUUCAGGUGAAGUCGAUACCUUCGCUGAGAAAUCUUACGAUAUUCGCGUUUUUUUUCUUUUCUAGCGUACAGAUCUCAUAAAUAUUUGUCUUGUAAAUUUUAUUAGAAAUACCGUAAUGAGUCUGUUUAUUAUUUAUGACACGCCCCGCAGUUCUGGGGAAGAUUUUUAAACUGAAAAGUAUUCAGGAUAUCCUUCUCUUAGUCAACUUACAUUAAGAAUCGUUAAGAUCAUGAAAAUUGGAGUGCCUAUUUAGUAAGUGAUCGACUUUGGAGUAAUUACUUCAACGUGAUUGAUUGUAAAACGAUUUUUGGUCGAAAUAAAUUACCUGAUGCAUAUCAUUUUAAAUUAUUGGUGUUUGUUAUUCGGUAGUCUGACAGAGGCUUCAGAAUAUUUGUGUUUAUUGUCAGUCUGUGCAUGAUCUAUUCAGUAUUUUGGCAUUUGGUUUUGAUCACUGACUGAAGCAUAGUAAAUGUGUUUGUUGCAUGAUGAAGUAAAAAAUCGACUAAAUUACGUUUUUAAGAAUUUAAUAACGGCAAUGAAAAUAAUUUUAUCAUUACUGAGUAAAACUUUUUUUCAUUUCACGUUGCUUAGGAUAUUUAUGAGAUCUGUUUGCUACAUUAGAAAGAAAAUCAAAUAUAACUGUUGUUUGAAUGAAGCUGUACGUAU